AUGGAUAAUUGUUAUUAGUAGAUUGAAAUAUUUAUUUCUGGAAGAUAAUUAAAAGACUUGGAUUAUUUUAGCAAGUCUGAUCCAUUUGUAAUAGUCUUUAUAAAAAAUAAUAACUAAUGGAUAAAAAUUGGUAGAACAGAAACUAUAGAUAAUAAUUUAAAUCCUAACUUUAAGAAAUCCUUUUAACUUGAUUAUGUAUUUGAAGUAGUUUAACCAAUAAAAUUUGAAGUAAGAGAUGAUGAUGGUGAUACAUCAGAAUUAAUUGGUUAAAUAGAAACAACAAUAGGUGCAUUAUUUGGAGCAAAAAAUUAAACAUCAAUUUUAGAACUUGGAAAAUAAAGAGGGAAACUUAUUAUUAGAUGUGAUAAGAUAUAGGAAGGCAAUGAAUUUAUGAUAAUGAAAUGGACUGGAGUGAAACUUAUGAAUACAGAUGGUUGGUUUGAUAAAUCUGAUCCAUUUUUAAAAUUUUAUAGACAAAGAGAUGAUUUAACUUACAUUUAAACACAUGAAACUGAAGUUAUUAUGGAUAAUUUAAAUCCAUUAUGGAAAUUAUUUGAAAUAUAAAGUGUUAAAUUAGCAUAAUCAAAUGAUAAAAAGAUAAAGAUAGAAUGUUGGGAUUGGGAGAAGAGUGGUAAAAAUUAAUUUAUAGGAGAAUUAAUAAUUACAAUAUAAGAUUUAUAAUAAAACAAAGAAUAUUAAUUAACAAACCCUAAACAUAAAAAUCCAGGAAGAUUAAGAUUAGAUUAAUUUAGUACAUAUAUUAGACCAAGUUUUCAAGAUUAUGUAUAAUAAUAAAUAUAAUAAUUAAUUAGAUUAGAGGUGGAUUAUAAUUAAAUUUAAUGGCUGCAAUAGAUUUUACUGGUUCUAAUGGAGCACCUCAUUAACCAGGAAGUUUGCAUUUUCGAUCACCACAUUAACUAAAUUAAUAUUAAAUUGCUAUUAAUGCAGUUGGUGAAAUAUUACUUGCAUAUGAUUAUGACAAAAUGGUUCCAUGUUAUGGAUUUGGUGCUAAUCUAAAUUAUCCAACUAUGAGAUCUGGCUAAGUUUCACAUUGUUUUCCAUUAUCUGGAGAUCCUAAUUAAAUUAAUGCUUAUGAAUUAUAAGGAAUUGCUAAUCUUUAUAAUUAUGCUCUUGCUAAUGUUACAUUCUCUGGUCCCACAUAUUUUGGACCUAUCAUUUAAGAAGCACUUAGACAAAUUUAUUAAUAAUAAUAAACUGAACAAAAUGUAAUCUUUAAUAUAAUAUUAUAGGCAUAUACUAUAUUAUUGAUAUUAACUGAUGGAAUCAUUCAUGAUAUGGAAUAAACUAAAUAAUUGAUUGUUAAUAGUUCUAGAGUUCCUUUAUCAAUUAUUAUUGUUGGUGUUGGUAAUGAAAACUUUUAAAUGAUGGAAGAAUUAGAUGGAGAUUAAGGUAUUUUAAUCCUUAAUUAUAUAGGUCUUUAUUCUGGAAAUAGAAAAGCAGAAAGAGAUUUAGUAUAAUUUGUUCCAUUCCGUAAUUUUAGUGGAAAUCACAUUAAUUUAGCUAGGCAUGUUUUAGCUGAAAUCCCAGAAUAAAUUGUUAAAUAUCAUUAACUUAUAGGUAAAAAACCUAAUCCACCUUAAUUUAUUGAUAUUAAUUAAUUAGGCAUGACUCAACCUAAUUUACAAAAUCUACAACCUGAAUCAUAACCACCUUAAAUACCUAAUAAUGUUUAUCCUUAAAUUUAAUAACCUAAUGUACAACCACCAUUUUAAUAACCUAUGUAAUCUCAAAUCCCAUAUUAACAACAAAUUCCUCCUUAUGUAUAAUAAUAAUCAUUAGCAUAAUAACCUCCUUCAUAAUAUUAACCAUAUCCUUAUCCAUAAAAUAAUAAUUACUAAUAACCUGUUUAAUAAUCCUAAUAAUAAACCAGAGCAUCUGAAUAAAUCAAUCCAUCCAAUUUCAUGUAUUAAUAAUAUGGAUAAUUACCUUAAAAUAAUAGAUAGAGUUGCAAUCUAUAAUAAGUUCCAUAUUCAUAAUUACCCCCAAAUUAAUAAAAUAAUUCCUAAAUACCAAAUCAUUAAUAUCCUCCCAUCAGCCAAUCUCAACAAAAAUUUGGUUAGAUUAAAAACCCUAUGGAAUGA
Paramecium sonneborni is the source of this 2102-nucleotide messenger RNA. NCBI's taxonomy places the organism in Eukaryota, Ciliophora, Oligohymenophorea, Peniculida, Parameciidae. The record is from the annotation of a GenBank genome assembly.